This is a messenger RNA of Didymodactylos carnosus, 1128 nucleotides long. NCBI's taxonomy places the organism in Eukaryota, Metazoa, Rotifera, Eurotatoria, Philodinida, Philodinidae. The record is from the annotation of a GenBank genome assembly.
AUGGGUAUUAUCUUUGCUAUUACCUAUGGGGCGUCUUUUGCAGCUUUACCAGCAGCUAUUAUCCAUGUUCUAUUAUACUAUGGAAAAGACAUUUGGAAACAAUUGACCACAUCCAUAACAGAGGCCAUGAAUGAAGUACACGCUAAACUCAUGACUAAAUAUCUCGAAGUACCAGAAUGGUGGUAUACAAUAUUAUUUGUCAUCAAUCUUUUUCUCGCUUGUAUGGUUUGUCAUUUUGGUAAUUUAAUGCCCUGGUAUUGGAUGUUUUUGUGUGUUAUUAUUUCCUUUGUAUUAUUACUUCCCGUUGGUAUCAUUCAGGCAACGAGUAAUCAACAAAUUGGUUUGAAUAUUAUAACUGAGUUUAUCGCCGGAGUUGUGAUGGCAGGAAAUCCUAUUCCAAACAUCACAUUCAAAACGUACGGUUACAUCACUCAAUAUCAAGCAUUAUUAUACCUUAAUGAUUUAAAACUAGGCCAUUAUAUGAAAAUUCCACCUCGUCCAAUGUUUUUCGCUCAAGUGAUUUCUACUAUUAUCAGUUGUGUUAUAUCAUAUAUAGUCUCUGAUUAUGUAAUGGUUAGCGUUAAAAACAUCUGCGCAGAGGGUAAUACCGUUUGGGGCUGUCCAAAUAUAAGAGUUUUUUUCUCAUCAUCUGUUUUGUGGGGAGUUCUUGGACCAACAAGAAUGUUUAUUAAGAACGAUAUAUCCUACUAUAAUCUACUCUGGUUCUUCCCCUUAGGCGCCGUCUUACCAGUUGUCGCAUGGUUAAUAGCGAAAAAAUUUCCUGAUCAGUCAUGGUUAUACAUGAUUCACACACCCAUAAUAUGGGCGACAUUGUCGAAUUUUAUUCCAGCACCAGCCGCUAACUAUUGUACAUGGUUUUUCGUCGGCAUUUUGUUUAAUUUUGUUAUACGUAGAUAUGCCUUUGAUUGGUGGGAGAGAUAUAACUACAUAUUGUCAUCGGCUCUAGAUUGUGGUGUAGCGUUUUCUGGACUAGUCAUAUUUUUAGCACUUCAAAAUCAAGGUAUAUAUUUUCCAACUUGGUGGGGCUCAGGAGGUGAUUACGGAGAUGGCUGUCCACUAUCAAAUGCAAAUUACUCAGGUAUUUUUCCAGAUUAUCCACCCUCAUAG